UUCUUAACGGGCAUAAAAUGGCUCCAUCUUCUCUCUGAUUAUCUUCAAGACAACAUUCAAACCUCCUGCAUUUAAACGGGAAUUUGUUUUGUUUUAAUGAAAAUGCAAAUCUUGUCAUAAUCAGUUUUAGUGAGAGACAUUCUCAUUUCAACAAGAUAAUGCUCAUGUAUUCAUUUUCUAGCGUUCGCAAUUAAACCAUUCCAUACAUUAACGGGGAAAAAAAUCACUGUCCGGUUCAUUUAAAAGAUCCUGCACACUGGAUCGGCUCAGUCAACAGAGUCCCUCCUCUGAGUGCCACGCCCACCAACUGACGCUGAACAACAACACAAUGCACACCCCUCUCUGAGAUGCUCCGUGGCCGCUUCCACGCACAAACUGCCACUCUGUCCGCCUGUUGGAGCUGCAGCUCGGACAUCAUGGAGGUUUUCAUGUCUGUUUAAAGUCACGAUCCUCUGAAGCAGAUGCGAUGCGAGUUUAGCGCUGAACUCGCCAUCUAUCCGUCCAUCCAUCAGCCGAACCAUGGCUCCGUCCCUCCUCCGAGCCUGCCGCAGUCUGGCUGUGUGGACCUGGCUGCUGUCCUUCUGCUUCGUCCAGCUGCUCUGCCUGGACUUCACGGCUGCAGAGAAGGAGGAGUGGUACACGGCCUUCGUCAACAUCACCUACCUGGACCCCGUUUCCUCGGAGGUGCGGACGGAGAAGACCGAGUGCGGCCGGUACGGAGAGCACUCGCCCAAGAGAGAAGCCAGAGGUCGGGUUCUGAUCCCCGGCCUCCCGCAGGACAGACAGGGCUGCGACCCGAACGUCCGCUUUCCCCCGGUUCCCCAGAACACGGCCUGGGUGGCGCUGGUGGCUGAGGGAAACUGCACAUUUAGAGAGAAAAUCCGCAUCGCCGCAAACAGCAACGCGUCUGCGGUUGUUAUAUACAACAGUGCCAACGACACCAUCACGAUGCCCCACUCAGAUACAGGCGACAUCGUGGCUAUCAUGAUCCCUGAACCUAAAGGUCGGGAGAUUGUGAAUUUGCUGGAGCAGCGCUUUGUGGUGGUGAUGCACAUCAGUGUGGGAACCCGCAACCUGCAGAAAUAUGUGAGCAGAACGUCUGUGGUGUUUGUCUCCAUCUCCUUCAUCGUCCUCAUGAUCAUCUCACUCGCCUGGCUCGUGUUCUACUACAUCCAGAGGUUCCGCUACGCUAACGCACGAGACCGCAACCAGAGGCGUUUGGGAGAUGCUGCUAAAAAGGCCAUAAGUAAGCUUCAAGUGCGUACUUUAAAGAAAGGAGACAAGGAAACUGAGCCAGACUUUGACAACUGUGCAGUUUGCAUUGAAUGCUACAAACCUAAUGACGUUGUGAGGAUAUUACCCUGCAGACACGUCUUCCAUAAACACUGUGUAGAUCCGUGGCUGCAAGACCACAGAACGUGUCCGAUGUGCAAAAUAAACAUCCUGAAAGCUCUGGGAAUUCCUUUCAGUGCUGACUGCACCAAUGAGACUCCCCCAGAUUACGAGACAAGUGUUGGGGGUCCUCUGACCAAUCCCAUCAGCGCUGCGAGUGAAAUCACAGUCAAUGAAAGUUCAGUGGUGCUGGAUCCUGUGGGAAGGGUGAUAGAUCUGCAUCAACUCCAUCAUUACCAAGAAACGACGUCGCAGGCAGGACAGAGCCACAUUAUUGCAAGCUGUGAGAACCAGCCUCCGAUGAGCAGCGAUUCAGACACGUCUGCUAUCCUGAGUGUUGAUGCCAGCGCGUCAGAAGCAGACUUUCCUUUGGAGCAGGAGCGCGAUGACGCAAAGUCCCGGGACAAUACAUGUUGAGGAGACAUUUUUCAGAAAAGAUGCACAAAAGCUACACAUGAGGGAUUGAGAGAUUAUUCACGUCUGGUCGUAAAGAAGAUCCAAAAACACUUGGUUCUGUUUCACUGACUAUAAACAGAUUUGUCAUGUUGCUUGUUGUGCUUCAUGGAGAACCAGACCUUGAGGAAUAUCUCUCGCAUUGUUAAACCUCAGAGCGGUUUCACAAGCUUCAAAGACAAACUGACGAUGAUGAUGGAGACUGGACACAACAUGGCCUCCAUAAUGCAUGUGUGCAGCUUCAGUCAGCAUGACAUCAAGGAUCACUGCCAAAAACAUACAGUGCACACUUAGGACUGUGCAAAAGUGUUGAGUCAUGCCUCAUGAUUUCCUUCCAGCUCUAUGUGAUCUGGAUCAGCACUUCUCCAGAGUUUCUGACGUCUCUUUCGUCUCUUUGCUUAAAUUUUUUCUAUUCCUUAAUUACAUGCCGUUCACAUACUGUUCAUGUGCUGUAGAUGCGUUUUUAGUCCUGUAAAUCAUUCCUUUAUUUGCCUUUUCCCCCUCAUUUCUGAGCACAUGAAAUAUUUAGUAAGACCUUUAGAAACUCUGGAGAAAAACUGAUCUGAACCACAUUUAAAGGUUGCAAGAACCGGAAAGAACGAAAUCAGCAGUGACUGAAGACUUUUGCACAGUUCUGUAGCUCAUAUACCAGCAGUUUUCAGUCCAAAACAGCUGCUAUUAAUUCCCUCACCAAAUUUAAUACAUCACCUGAAAACUUGACAAUUUUUUUAAAAGGUUCCAAACAAGAAGUUAGAAAAUUCAAGCACACAUUCUUCUAAUUUUAUAAAAGUAAAUGUUUUUCAUUUUUUAACUUUCUGUAAAUGCCUCCUAUGGAAAUAACCAAGCACAACUAGAUCUCUGUGUCAGCCUUUAGAUUUUUGAAGCGAUGUCCUGGUUGCCCUUCUGAAACUGCUGCUGAAUAUUCCGAUACCAGAAGUUAAUAAUCCCAGAGUCGUGACAUCUAAGAGUUCAACAUCACUGUUUAAUUGUUGCUACGUUUUUGCAUUGUUUAUAUUUUUGAAUGAAAGCACAGGUUUAUGGGGCAGGUAGAGCUCAAAAUGUCCCUGUUUCCAGCAUUUCAACAACAAAAAAAGUGACCAACAAUAAUCAGCAAAUUACUCAAAGAGUCAUUGUAGUCGGUGAUGCGUUUCCAACAAAUCCGAAACAGCCUCUGACUGAAGACUGUUGCUGUGUCUUAUGACUGACAUGAUACGCUAAUAACUCAGUAUCUGGGCAGCUCCACAGAAAAGUCCUGGAUGACAUCAUCCGUUGUUAAGUACUGGUACUGCUAAUCCACCUCACUUGCUUUUACUCUUUAAAUCUGAAAUUUCUGGUUGUUAAAAAGAACUGUUCCUAAAUCUUUCACAGUAGUGCAAACUUUUUACAUUUUACCUUUGAGGAUCAAGCAACACAAAGACACACUCUGCUGCUUUUACCCACUGGAGACACAAAUUCCUCUCAGAAACUGAAAGAAACCAAAAACAUUUCUGAAAGAGUAUAUUUUUUAGGUUUACUUGUUUCAGCAGAUCAAAACUGUGUGACAAUAGUAUUAUGCCAGCUCCAAUUUUAUAAUUAUUUACUUUACAAUAUGAAAAACUACAUUCAAGUUAGAUUUUAAUUAGACAUAUUUUGUUUAAUUUAAUGUUUUGGCUCUCCAAGCAAGCAGGUAUUCUUCGUGGAGUUUGAUCAGAAGUUCUUAUUUCUAGCAACUCAGACUUUUCUCUUUGUUUUGUCUUGCAGGUUCUGUUGUAACAGCUGUUUGGGUCAAUUGGUUCAUGUUAUUGCACGUUUCCCUGUUUCAGAAACCUUUGCCCCCAUUGAAAAAGCCCUUGUUGUUUCUAGAGAUUUACUUUUGGCUUUUUAACAGCUGAUGAUUCGGGAAUCGAAAUGUUCUGCUUGGAAAACUUUUCUAACUUACUGCCUAAGAAACUGGAGAUCGUUCUUUUAUUGGUACACCAGCACAUGCACAUGUAGCAGACAGUUUCAGGAUGAAAAGAGAUCGUAAAUGUCUGAGUAUCAGCUAAACUAAAACUUUUUGUUUCAUAAACCAGCCAAAUAUGCCAAGUUUCUCACUAAAAUCCUUUUCCUUAUCCUUCAAGAGAACAAUGUACCAGCUAUCCUAGUGAAUGAAUCAAUGCUUAUGUGUUUUUUACAGAAACAUGUUCAUGAGCUAAGUUUGGGUGAAAAUAAUUUAUGUUAUUAGAUUUGAUCAAACUGCAAACAUGGGACAAAUGCCCAGAGUGAUGAUGUGUCAUCUUUAAGAGGAAGAAUUUUACGUAUCAGUUUGAUUGGUAUAAACCGUUUAACCUGUUGCUACCACCCUCCACAUUUAUUCUUAUUCUUGGUAAAGAUAGAAAAUCUUUCACUGAAGUAGCAGAAUUUCAGGAAACAUUGUGGUUUGUGCAGUUCCAGUUAAAUUAAUCUUUUCCGUUACUGCUUAGGCUGUGAGCGUAAACAAGCUUAGGCAAGCCAAUUCCAGAUGGAUAAGGUUUACGUCACUUAAACGGCAUGUUCUCAUCACUUUGUAAUAUUUAAGAUUGGUUAAGAGACAUGGGUCUCUGUGUAACCUAUUUAUUCCCCAUGGAAAAAAACAUAGACAAAAACAUUAUUCAGUUGCGUGUAUUUCAGAGGAAUUGUUCAGGAUAAAAGUAAUUUGUGACAUUGGGAAUUUUGUUACAAACGACCAAUAAUGAAUGGGAAUCUUUUUUUUCCUCACUAAAUAAAUUAUCUUAAAUUAAGGGUUGGCUACUUCUGAAAGUGGAAUAAAGUUACUGCAAGUAGAUACUAAUUUAGCUUAAGCCUUUCUUCUACUAAGGGAGGGUAAAGUGUGACUAAUGCUGAGUAGCAAUAAUAAAAGCUCAAAAUACAAAGGUCAAACUCUAUAGAAAUGUUUCAGGUCAGGGGUCGGCACCCUUUAAAAUUCAACAAAUCAAUUUUGCACUUUUUCCUCCUUCAUACAAUUUAUUUUGAGCUGCGAAACUACAAUAACUUUCAAAAAUGAUAAGAAAGGUUCUGUAAUCGUUUUAUAAGAUCCAUAAAAGCAUGUUGUUUUUUUAUUUCAUAUUUUAAUAGAAGUUAAAAAGGAUUUCGUAAUCUUAGGGAUAAUAAUAUAUUAUUAUUACUGCAGUUUGGUUCUUAAAGGGGCAGUAUUAUGUAAAAUUGACUUUUUUGAGCUAUCCAUCAUGUUAUAAUGUUAUUUUCUCAUCAAAAACAAACCUGGAGUGCUACCUUGAUUCUUUCAUGCAUGUUUGAGAAAUCCUAUAAUCUCCAUGGCAACCAUUCAGCUUGGUGGACAUAGCUCUUCCACCUAGAGGAUGCAGUUUUCAAACUUCCAAGCUUUAACCUCACAGAGCAGCCCUCCCCCAUUCAGCUCCUUCAGACUAGCCAGCAGCAAUUAGCAAACACCUGAGCAUUUGGUGAGCCAAUUUACAAGAUGCUUCUCAGAGCAACGCUGGUAAAUAUGUUGCUAAAGAGUUAAUAGAGGAGCCAUGUUGUGAUGACUUCCUGAAGGCAGAGAACAGGAGUUUUUAAAGAGACAGGGACCCAAUUUCAAGGCACUAAAUUACAAACUAUAAUUUCCUAUAUGUCAUAUUAAAUAUGUAUAGCAUUUUUAUAACAACUAAAAGUAACAGUUACUUAAUUGAGCAAAAAAUGGCACUAUGUCCAUGAAAAUUCAUAAUACCGCCCCUUUAAAUUACAUAAAAACAAACUGUUGAAACACUGCUUAGUUAUAUCUGCCCAAACUUAUUAAGUGAAGUCCCUAAAGAGCUAAAGGUUCCAGUUCCCUGUUUGCAAAACAAAUUGUGUCAUAGAGCCAUCAAGUGUUUUUAUGCAUAUUUAUUUAUUCCAAAUAUGUAAAUGUGGGGGUGCUAACAGCAGCAAUUCGUUCAUUGCAGUAAAAGAUGCUAAGAGGUUCAUUUAAGUCCAGUAAAAUUAGAUUUGCUGAGCAGAAAAUGGCGUCCAUUAACUGUUUACAGGGUCUUGACUGACUGUCAGGCGUCCUGGGAACCGCCUGAUAACAAUUAAACUGUUUGUCUCCAGAUUUGUGUGAUUAACUGUUAACAUAAAGGAAUGUAUAGAUAUUAAUUUAAAAAACUCCAAAAACCCUCUCCAAGUACUAGAAGCUAUUUAUGUUUUUAAUUUCAAGGAAUUGUUAGAAAAUGAUUUUAAAAUUUUGCUUCAUUUGUAGAUCUGUAAACUUCAGUCUUAAGUCAUUGUUUUAUUUAGAUCAUAGGCAGCCAGUCUUGGUUGGAUUUUUUAAAACUUUCUGUAUACAGGUUUUUUUUUGUAUGUUUGUUUUUUUUUGUUUGUUUUUUAUGUGGUUUGUAUGGCACACUGCCCAGGGCAGCACAUAAUUGGGGACACGUAAGCACUUGACUAUUUUUUUGUUUUGUUUUCUGCCAGUUGUGCCCCAAACAGGUUUAAUUUUGCUUCCACACAUGUCCCUUCAAUACGAGGUAAUCAUUGUAGGAAAAUACAUCUACAACAUUUGCAGCCUCUUGUGUAUUUUCCACUGUCUUUUUAAUGAAUUGUGGCUGUAUUUAAUCAUCUAUGGCUCAUAAAUGGAAUUUAUGAAACCUUUAUUCUGUUUGUUAAAUUACAAAUGGAGCAAAGGACAUUUUAAUCUUAAACUGUUGUUGGGAUGGAGACAAAGGGGAUCCGCCCAGGGCAACAUUAAAGGAUGAGCCGCCACUGUCCUUAUGGAUGUAUUUACUCUCAGUCGUGUUGCACUUUAACCAUUCUGAUGGUGGGAAAAACUUAACUUAAACUAUAAAAGCACAUGUGGUAGCUACAAGGGGUAUAUUACUCAAUGUGAGUGAUUUGAUGCACAUGAAAAUAUUCUGAGAUUUUCUCUGUUUUGUGUGGUGCAGAAUAUAAGACCAAACAUAAGUAACUCAGUUUUGCAGUGUAACGACAUGGUGUUGGUUUCUUGUGCCCCACUCGAUGCAUGUGUUUGAAUGCAUUUUGAAAUAAAUCCUAAUCUGUUUUAUUUUAUUUC
Xiphophorus couchianus (Monterrey platyfish) is the source of this 6844-nucleotide messenger RNA. RefSeq names its product ring finger protein 150a (gene rnf150a). The record is from RefSeq and is a predicted model, not a curated record. The transcript is spliced from 7 exons. NCBI's taxonomy places the organism in Eukaryota, Metazoa, Chordata, Actinopteri, Cyprinodontiformes, Poeciliidae. Bases 520 to 1809 code for a protein of 429 amino acids.